Symbiodinium sp. CCMP2456 is the source of this 1407-nucleotide messenger RNA. The record is from the annotation of a GenBank genome assembly. Lineage: Eukaryota; Dinophyceae; Suessiales; Symbiodiniaceae.
CGAGAAGUUGCAGUGCCCUCGAAGAAAGCCACAGCUAACCCGGUGCGAGCUGAACCCGUGCAAGCUGCACCCGCACCAACGACAGCCCAGCCAAAGCAGGCCCUACCGACUCCGACCCCAACGGAAGCCCAGCCAAAGCAGGCCCUACCGACUCCGACCCCAACCAAAGCCCAGCCAAAGCAAGCCACACCGACGCCGACCCCAACGAAAACCCAGCCGAAGCAGGCCGCACCGACUCCGACCCCGACGAAAGCCCAGCCUGGAAAGCAGCCCGCAGCACCAGCCAGCAGCCUCAAUGUCAUGGGCCGUCCGCCAGCCUCGGGACAAGCCGGCAGCACUAAAGUUCCUGUGCAGAUGAAGGAGCCUCCCCAGACACCCGGAAAGCCCGGCAUCCAGAGCUCGAGUGCCCCGAGCCAACCUGGGGACAUGGAUGUUUGCAUGAGCCCAGCGGUGCCAAAGGCCGCAAGCCCAGUAGUCAAGGAUGUGCACAUGUCCGGUUGCACGCCAACCCCUGCCAAAGCUGGCACCCCUUACAAGCCAGGGUACACCCCAGUCAAGAGCCCGGACUACAAGAAAGCCCGCAAGAUGCUCUUCGAAGAUGAAGCCGAGGUGCCGUGUGCCACGUCUACGCCUGAUCAUGAAGCAGUGGCCAUGACGCCUGCAGCUGCAGGCCUGCCGAGACCUUCGAUGCGACGGCCGGACAGCUGCACGACGGUGCCCGUGGGUCGCUCGUCGUCCACAUUGGUGCUGGGCGACUUCGGCGAUGGUGCCGAUGCAGAGGAGCCGGCGACGUCGGUCAGGAGAGUUGUCUUCGAAGGCUACUUUGGAAUGAGGUGUCAAGGCGGCAAGGACGACGACUGGCCGGACCUUCAUGAAGUCCCAGGGGCAUCCGAAAUGCUGGUUUGGAUGCGGCAAGCUCUCCCGCGAGAUGCGGCACAGGGCAUCGUGAGCUUCGCUGACUGCCCACCCAACCUGGUUUUGGAUAUGGCCGGCCUUCCGCACCGGCUUGGACUCGUGAACCAGGCUUGGCUUCAGGUCGCAGUGUACGAGCAGCAGCAGGCCAAAAUCGAGGCCUUGACAAAGGCCGUGAACGCCCAGGCCGAGCAGACGGUCCACAAGAUGAAGAAGCAGCUGGAGGACGGCAACUUGAGCGAGGACCUGCUGCACAAACGUGCUACAGCCACGGAGCUGUGGAGGAGCAAGAAGAUGGAAGAGAUCCAGGCCCACCUGGAUAAGAGCGAGAUAGCGGCACUCGUGGCCAUCGACAAGGCAGUCGGCGGCUUGUUGCAGAUGUGGGCCCUCUACCGGGAUCUUGCUGCAAGCACGCUCGAAAACGACAUGGCCGAGCAGCUCUUCAUGAACGAGCUGGAUGAAGCUAUGGCCAACUUCAGCCUAGAGGAGGCCUGG